AUGCUAGCCUGUGGAGGUGCUUGGUACUCCAGUAGCCAAGAGCCUCCGUCCAGCACCGAAACUCCAUCUACCGGCGAUGUGGUGCCCGCAGAGGGUGGCACCGAACCCGAGACCAGCGAGGCUCCAGUCGAUAGGUACGCAGGCCUCGACCCAAACUACCAGUACAGCAAGGCGCAGCUGGCACACUACGCUCCCGACCCAGAGAAGCACAAGAGGUUCUUGCCCCGUCUGUCACGCAAAGACCGCAGCAGCUAUGCCGACCCACAGGUCGAGCAGGAGUUCUUCGAAGAGGCGGAGCGCUUCCCGCGCGUCCCCGAGGGCGUCCCCCUGUACAACCUCCGCGAUGUCGUCCCUGAGAUCUACCAGUCCCGCUCAGACCUGCACGAGACAAUCAAGGCGGCCAAGCAGGCCAUGCCCGACAAGUCCUUGGAUGAGAUCCUGGCGGCGGUUGGCCUGUCGCAUCCCGGCCCGCCCCAGGGUCGCGAGGGGGCGCGCCCCAUCCUGGAGUGGGAGAGCACACUGGUGCUGGUGACGGGCGUGACCGAGUCACACCCCGCCAACUGGAAGGCGCGGUGCAGGGUGUACCUGCGCGACCUGCAGGCCGAGGCGGGGCUGAGCGAGGCGGCGCUGCAGCACAUCGCGCGUAUCGCCGGGCCACGGUACGACCGCGGGACGGGGCGCCUGCGGCUCACCAGCGCCCGCUUCCCCAACCGCGAGGACAACCGGCGGGAGGUGAUGCGGGCGCUGGAGGCGCUGGUGGCGGAGGGCCACCGCGCUUUCCCCAAGGAGCAGGGAGAGGCGGCUGUCGGGCAGGCUGCGGCGGCUCGAGCCUGA
Molecule: messenger RNA, 834 nt
Organism: Auxenochlorella protothecoides
Lineage: Eukaryota; Viridiplantae; Chlorophyta; Trebouxiophyceae; Chlorellales; Chlorellaceae
Exons: 4
Coding region: 1-834 (277 amino acids)
Biological process (GO): mitochondrial translation
Cellular component (GO): mitochondrial small ribosomal subunit
Molecular function (GO): structural constituent of ribosome
Source: RefSeq, a predicted model, not a curated record